GCCAUGGAGCACAGCCACAUCUUCACCGUGCUGUCCCCCAACUCGAGUUCCUGGAGCCCUCGUGGAUGCCCUCUCGGACAGUUGCCCGUCAUCUUCUACAGUUGUUUGCUUUGCCUCGGCCUGCCAGAGGCAAACAUCCUCACGGUGAUCAUCCUGUCUCAGCUGGUGCUGCGGCGACAGAAGUCAUCAUAUAACUAUCUCCUGGCGCUGGCCAUAGCCGACAUCCUGGUGCUGCUGUUGAUCGUAUUUGUAGACUUCCUCCUGGAGGAUUUCAUUUUGGGAGCUCCUCUGCCCCACUCGCUCAACAAAGCUGUUCAGAUGCUGGAGUUCUCCUCCAUCCACACGUCCAUCUGGAUCACGGUGCCGCUGACCGUGGACCGCUACAUUGCUGUUUGCCAUCCUCUACGCUACCACACUGUCUCCUACCCAGCGCGAACUCGCAAAGUGAUCCUGGCGGUGUAUGCCGGCUGUCUGAUCUCCAGCGUCCCAUAUUACUGGUGGCCGGAACUGUGGCACGGGUUGCCAGGAGCGAACGGUGGUGGCCACAGCACUGUGGGGCAGCACGUGUUGGUGUGGGUCCAUUGUGCGACAGUCUACCUGCUCCCCUGCACAGUUUUCUUCUCACUCAACGCCAUCAUCGUACACAAGCUCCAUUUUCGACGUAGCUGCUUCCGUCUUCGCGGUUACUCCACUGGAAAGACGACGGCUAUCCUGCUGGCCAUUACCUCUGUGUUUGCCAUGCUGUGGGCCCCACGCACACUCAUGAUCCUUUAUCACCUGUACACGGCGCAACCGGCAAUGCCUGGCCCUGCCCGACUGCUGCACCUGGUUACGGAUGUGGCAAACAUGCUUGCGUUGCUCAACACCGGCAUCAACUUCUUCCUCUAUUGCUUUAUCAGCAAGCGCUUCCGCAGGAUGGCCGCCGUGGUGCUAAAGGCAUUUUUCCGAUGUCAGAAGCAACCACCACACUUUUAUGCCAGUCACAACUUCUCGAUCACCAGCAGCCCCUGGAUCUCACCAGCCAGUUCACACUGCAUCAAGAUGCUGGUGUACCAAUAUGAUAAGAACGGCAAACCAGUCUGCAGAUCCUCCUAA
Xyrauchen texanus (razorback sucker) is the source of this 1095-nucleotide messenger RNA. RefSeq names its product probable G-protein coupled receptor 139. The record is from RefSeq and is a predicted model, not a curated record. Gene Ontology annotation, biological process: G protein-coupled receptor signaling pathway. Lineage: Eukaryota; Metazoa; Chordata; Actinopteri; Cypriniformes; Catostomidae. Gene Ontology annotation, cellular component: membrane. Gene Ontology annotation, molecular function: neuropeptide receptor activity. The transcript is spliced from 3 exons. The coding region runs from base 4 to 1095 and encodes 363 amino acids.